This is a messenger RNA of Microtus oregoni (creeping vole), 1758 nucleotides long. It is a transcript of the gene Ttc5, whose product is annotated as tetratricopeptide repeat domain 5. Lineage: Eukaryota; Metazoa; Chordata; Mammalia; Rodentia; Cricetidae. The record is from RefSeq and is a predicted model, not a curated record. The transcript has 10 exons. Bases 35 to 1372 code for a protein of 445 amino acids. Gene Ontology annotation, molecular function: protein binding.
CUCUGUGGUUAUAAAGUUGGGGGAGGAGAAGCCGAUGGUGGCUGGAAUGAUGGCUGAUGAAGAGGAGGAAGAGAAGAAGCACGUCUUGCAGAAACUGCAGGAACUGGUGGAUAGACUCUACUCAUUUCGAGACAGCUAUUUUGAGACACACAGUGUUGAGGAUGCAGGACGGAAGCAGCAGGAUGUGCAGGAUGAGAUGGAGAAGACCCUGCAGCAGAUGGAGGAAGUACUGGGUCCUGUCCAGGGUGAGGCCCAGGCUCUAAUGCUGAAGGGAAAGGCCUUGAAUGUGACUCCUGAGUACAGCCCUCAGGCUGAGGUGCUUCUGUCAAAGGCUGUGAAGCUGGAGCCUGAGCUGGUGGAAGCCUGGAACCAGCUGGGUGAGGUGCACUGGAAGAAAGGGGAUGUCGCCGCUGCCCACACCUGCUUCUCAGGAGCUCUCACCCACUGCAAGAACAAAGUCUCCCUGCAGAACUUGUCAAUGGUGCUUCGGCAGCUGCAGACCGACUCCGGAGAUGAGCAUUCUCGUCAUGUCAUGGACAGCGUCCGGCAGGCCAAGUUGGCUGUGCAGAUGGAUGUUCUUGAUGGCCGCUCCUGGUAUAUCCUGGGGAACGCAUACCUUUCUCUUUAUUUCAAUACUGGCCAGAACCCUAAGAUCUCCCAGCAAGCCCUCAGUGCCUAUGCUCAAGCAGAGAAGGUUGACAGGAAAGCAUCUAGCAAUCCCGACCUUCAUCUCAACAGGGCGACGUUACAUAAAUAUGAAGAGAGUUACGGGGAGGCCCUAGAGGGUUUCUCCCAGGCGGCUGCACUGGACCCUGCAUGGCCAGAGCCGCGGCAACGAGAGCAACAACUCAUGGAAUUCCUCACUAGGCUAACCAGCCUCCUGGAGAGCAAGGGAAAGACAAAACCCAAAAAGCUCCAGAGCAUGCUGGGAAGCUUGCGUCCAGCCCAUCUGGGCCCUUGUGGUGAUAGGCGAUAUCAGUCAGCCACUGGGCAGAAGGUGACCUUGGAGUGCAAGCCCCUGAGCUCGCUGCAGCCCGGGGUGAACAGCGGUGCUGUGGUCCUGGGGAAGGUGGUGUUCAGCCUGACCGCAGAGGAGAAAGUCCCCUUCACAUUUGGCCUGGUGGACUCAGACGGGCCUUGCUAUGCGGUGAUGGUGUAUAAUGUGGUGCAGAGCUGGGGCGUGCUCAUUGGGGACUCCGUCGCCAUUCCGGAGCCCAACCUGCGGCAUCACCAAAUUCAGCACAAGGGAAAGAACUACUCCUUCUCCAGUGUUCGCGUGGAAACGCCCCUCCUGCUGGUGGUGAAUGGAAAGCCACAGAACUCCAGCAGCCAAGCCACUGCCACCGUGGCUUCGAGGCCACAGUGUGAAUGACCUGGUGGAGGGAGUGUUGUGAACGGAGACUUCUCUUUCUUCUCCCUCUUCAGAGCCAUUACCACCAUAUUUAUUCCCCUGCCUCUUCAGCUGUGCUGACUACAGGAAGAACGAGCACUGAUGGACCCGUUAGGGGAGACUUUUCCCCAAGUCCUGAGAUGUUUUGACAGUUCCCAAGAUCCCUGUUCUUCCCUCCUUUCUGAGUCUCAUAUGUAUGUAUAUAUCUUUACUAUUUAUUGCCAAGGGACUUAACUUUUUUAUGGCUUGAUUUUCGAGCUUUUUUUUUUUUUUUAAAAUUUUUAGAUUUAAGUUCUAAUGGGUGUGGUGGGAGGCAGAGGAAGGUAGAUCUCUGUGAGUUCAAGGCCAGCCUGAUCCUGCAUAGGGAG